Molecule: messenger RNA, 4928 nt
Organism: Cheilinus undulatus (humphead wrasse)
Lineage: Eukaryota; Metazoa; Chordata; Actinopteri; Labriformes; Labridae
Product: acyl-CoA dehydrogenase family member 11-like
Exons: 15
Coding region: 168-2075 (635 amino acids)
Molecular function (GO): oxidoreductase activity, acting on the CH-CH group of donors
Source: RefSeq, a predicted model, not a curated record
UAAGUAUACAUUAGUGUUAGAGUCACUGCAAUGAACUAAGAACAUCUAUGUAGCUGUUAGCUUGCUCGUUAACUGCAGUGGUUGCAGGGUUUGGGUCACUUCAGGUGACAACAAAGUACACAGUUUAACGGCAGGUGACAGGGGUAACAGGCUGCAGUUCUUGAGCCAUGUCUGUGAGCUCAGCUCUACUGAACCGUCAUUUAGCUGGGAACUGCAGCAGAGUGUGGUGUGGUGUUUCUCGACCUCUUGUUCACAUCAGAUCCGCCAGUGCAGCCAAGCCAGGGACAAGAAGAUCUGAUGAAGAGUCAUUCUGGGAGGCAGGAAGCUACCUGCCAUUCUCUGGAGCCAAGAUCGGAUCUUUCUUUCAGGACAGACCUGUGCUGAAGAACCCGUUUCGUGAGGAUGCCUUACUCAGAGGAUACCUGAGGAGACACCUGCCAGAAGAGGCAGUAUCCUCAGACUUGUGUUCAUUUGGAGAGCGUGUGGCAGCUGAGGUGGACGAAUGGGGCCGUGAGUGUGAAGUUACUCCUCCUCGAUUGGUUCACUUUGACCCCUGGGGUCGCAGAGUGGACCACAUUGUGACCUCCCCGGCCUGGAAACGCAUGAAAGACCUGUCAGCGCAGGAGGGUCUUGUUGCCAUUGGAUAUGAGAGGUCAUGUGGGGAGUGGAGUCGUGUGUAUCAGAUGAGCAAGCUGUACAUCUUCUCCCCCUCCUCUGGUCUUUACACCUGUCCUCUGGCCAUGACGGAUGGAGCUGCUAAAGUCAUCCAGUCUUUAGGAGUUUCACAGCCAGUGGAUGAAGCCUACAGUCGGCUGACCACUCGUCAGCCUGAACGCUUCUGGACGUCUGGGCAGUGGAUGACAGAGAGACAGGGAGGAUCUGAUGUGGCCAGCGGCACAGAGACGGUAGCUGUUUCACAGACAGAUGGUUCAUACAAACUUCAAGGCUUCAAGUGGUUCACCUCUGCCACAGACGCUGACAUGACUCUCACUCUGGCCAGAACCCAGGACCAAACCGGAGCCACAACACCAGGUAGCAGGGGUUUGUCUUUGUUCUAUGCAGAGGUGUGCAGAGGUGAGGAUGGUCGGCUGAAGGGCAUUGAGGUUCAGAGACUGAAGGAUAAGCUGGGUACGAGACAGAUGCCAACAGCUGAGCUGCUGCUGGACGGCCUACCUGCACACAGGCUUUCAGAGGAAGGUAGAGGUGUGGCCUCCAUAGCUAACAUGCUAACAAUAACUCGGAUCCACAACAGCAUCUCUGCAGCAGCUGCAAUGAGAAGGCUGGUGCAGUUAGCUCGUGACUAUGCCACUCGCCGCACUGCCUUUGGAAAGCUCCUUAAAGACCACCCACUGCACAUGCAGACUCUGGCUAGGAUGGAGGUGGAGACCCGUGGAGCGUUCCUGCUGGUGAUGGAUGUGUGUCGUCUUCUGGGCCGAGAGGAGAGUGGCGUGGCAAGUCAGCUGGAUUCACACCUGCUGCGUCUGCUCACUCCUGUGGUUAAACUGUACACUGGGAAGCAGGCAGUGGCUGUUGUGUCUGAAGGUUUGGAAAGUUUUGGUGGACAGGGCUACAUUGAGGAUACUGGGCUGCCUGCAAUGCUUCGUGAUGCACAGGUGUUGAGUAUAUGGGAAGGAACCACAAAUGUUCUGUCUCUGGAUGUCUUGCGCUGUGUGGCUCGUAGCUCAGGAAUGGUUCUUCACGCUUACUUUUCUCACACUAAGUCUCUGCUUUCAGGUGCAGCAGGUGUUUCCUCAUUGGCCUCAGCUGUGAAAGCAGUAGAUGCUGCUCUGUCUGAACUGAAGGAUUUUGUUCAGUUAGCAGCUACCAGAGAACCUGGUUACUUGGAGUUAGCAGCCAGAGACCUAGCAUACAGCCUGGCUCGCAUCUACACAGGGGCUCUUCUUAUUGACCAUGCAUGCUGGAAAGGAGCCUCCUCAUCAGACACUUAUGCUGCUCUAAGGUGGUGUGAGCAGGACUUGUGCCCUGUGGCGACUAAACAGAGGAGAGGCUGCUAUGAUCCAAACACUCCUCCUCUUGAUGCUGCACUUGUGUACGACCGGCCAAUCCAGGACUGAAGGAGUUAAAUGAUAACUGAUUAAUCUGUGAUUUUGUCUGCUAUUUCUGUGCCUCACUCACUAUCAUCGUAUCAGAUCUUGCUGGUGUCAAACAUUUGUUAUGUUGUAAAUGACUAAGAUUGUGUUUCAUGAAGAAUUACACCUAUAUAUGAGUCAAUGACGUAUAAGGCUUUAUUCAUUUUAGUUGUGGCAUCUGACAUUUGCAACUAAUGUCAAAGUAAACCGGUAAAUACUUUUACACGUUACUUUUUUCUUGUUAGAAAGUGGAAAUAAAUAUUUUUGAAACAUUGAAUGUGUACCCGUCCACCUGUGACUGAAAAUGUUUUCAUUUUUACUGGAGAAGGAUCUACAAACCAUUUCAGUUGGCCAUGAGUGUCAGCUGGAAUCAGAUAAAUGACAAACUAUGCUACAAUCUGUUUUUAUCACUUCAUUUCAAAGUAAAAGCCCAAUGAUUAUAGUUUCACCACCCUGAUAUUUAAAAAUUUGCAUGAUACAAAAAAAGAUAUGUUUUCAUAACAUCUGUUUAAUUCAAAGAUUUCAGCCAUAGAAUAAUGUUGAAGUAUACUAAUUUGAGUUUGUCACCAUUAAAAUACCAUUUUUAAUAGGGUCAAUAAUCUGUUCAUUUACUUGGACGGUUGCACCACCUGACAUUUUUAGGGUUUUCGAUGCCGAAAUAUAAUCUGAUAAAAUACACUGAAAAGGUAUUCAAAGUAGUUUUCAUAAAACAAAUUGAAAUAUGUAAUGUACUAAUCUUUUUUUUUUUUUUUUUUCAAAAGGAAAUGUUAGAUGCUGACACAAAAAUAUGCAUAUCAUGUCAUUGACUCAUAUAUAAAUACAGCAAUGAAGCUGGAAAAUACGUUUCUAACACAUAGGGGAGAGUGGGGGGAUUUGUGCCAGGGGGAAGUAGUGCCACCCCUUGUUUCUAGAAAACCAUAGAAGAAAUUGGUCAUGUGACCAAAUAUUUUUAAAGAGCCAUACAUUUUACUCAUCCUGCAUAAAGGACAUACACAUGGCAUAAGAUGUAAGCACAUUUUAGCUCAAAAAACUGUUUUUUGCCUUUCAAAGUAAAAUUUCUAUGAUCAAGGUUUUUUGAUUCUUGUGUCUAAAGGUUUAUAGACAAGUUUGAAAACAUUUCUCACAUGUUUUAGUGCUUUAGUAGGCUACACAGUGAGUCUACAUAGUUAGCAUGAUGUUAGCUCUAAAAUGCUGGAUCAUGCUAGUUUUUUAAAAUGGAGGGGCUGGGGUGAUUUGUGCCAAAGGGCCUCGGUUAAGUUGUGCCAGUGGCACACCCACAAAACGCAGACCCACAGACACACCCAAACCCUGACACCCACACAACCAGACCCAAAUACCCACAAAUCUAGACCCACACAUGCAGACCCACACACCCAGAGACACAAGUCCCAGACCAACAGACCUAGACCCUAACCCACACACCCUCUCACCCAGACCCACACACCGACACAACCACCCUAACAAAUCAACACAACCACACACCGAAACCUACACACCUAGAACCCAACAAAGAAGGGCCAAGAACGUCUGGAGUAGUGAGGAGAUGGGCAUGCCUCAUCAGUGUUUGAUUUACCUCCCAUUUGUUUAAUUUAGCUAACACUGAUUUCAGUUUUGAGUUUGCACUAUGUUAGUAAAGAGCAGUUUUAUUCAGUUUUUAUGUGGCCUAAGCCACAAUGAGAUGUUCAGAAACUGGCCUAAAUCACUUUAUUCGUGUGUCACAUGAUUGACAGAUAGCGUUCUAUGUAUGUCAACAGGCAUCUAAUACCAAAGCCUUUUUGCCUGAAAUGAUUCACAAACAUCAAUAUUUUGUUUUAAGUUUUUUUGUGUUUUCCCAAAAACUAGAAAAUAUGUCUUAUGCCAUUAGUUUAAUAGGGUGAUGAUAUCUAAAUAAACCCCAAAUUAGUAAUUUUGUAUUGAAUUUGUCUUGCUUUUAUAUAGCAUUACAGUUUAUGAGAUUAAAAUGUUCUGUUUUACUUCAAUAAUGACUGGCACAAUUUACCCCAACGUAUUUUCACCAAAGGUACAAUUUACCCUGCACCGGGGGCAAGUUGUGCCACGAGACCACUUUUUUCUGAAAGCUAUAUUUCUCAAACAGUUUAUUUCAGAUCCAAUGUUAUUGUUCCCAGGGAUGCACCACAUCCUGAAAUAUAUCUAUAUACUUAAGUUGGAGGCAUUACUGUGAUGGCCUCACUUUAAAGUCACUUUGAGUAAAAACUGGCACAACUCACCCCACUCUCCCCUAAGUCUUUUCAUUUGUGUGAUUGUGGUUUUGCUACUUACCACUCUAUAUAAAGUAUCUAACAUGCAUUCUUGUCUGCAAUAAAUAUUGAGCAGUACAUUCAUUAUUUGAAUAAAUAGGACAUAAUCCCAGGUGCCAACGUAGAUUAAUUGCUGAUUAAACAGCCAGAUGAAGCAAAGAUAAACAAACCAGAAUAUAAACUGGAGCACAGGUCAAAAGCAAGAAGAGCUCUGACUGCAGGAGGGAGGGUCACUUACAUGCUGUGUUCAAGAACUGUUGAAGAAAUUGCUUAAAUCAAAACAAAAUGGUUUUGCAUUUUGUCCCUUUAUAUUGAGCUUUUCAUAAUUUGAUAAGAUAACUAAGCAAGUGCGAAAUUACAAUACAUAUUAUUUAGUUCGGGAGAUUUUUUUUUAAAUAAAAAACACUCACUAUAGAAAGAAGCUAAGAAAACGGCUAAACUAAAUGGACUAUUUAAAAUAAGGUAAGCAAACUGCUUUCCAGGCUGUCAGUGGUUGUAUUGUACUUUAGGAAUAUGUAUUUGGUUUGAUUAUGAUGAGCAAAGGGAUAAGUAAAGAAAUAAAUGCCACAGGUUGAGUCAU